AAUGUGGGCUUGCUGCAGUAUGUCGAGGCAUCGCUCGAUGAGGACGAAGAGUUCUAUUUCUUGCGUUUCGAGCACCUGCAAAGGACCAACCUUGUCGCGUUGCAGAUGAAGCUCAUUCGCACGAAGGACGUGUUGUCAAAGGCGUCAACUAUCUCUGAUGAUGAUCUUGAAAAACUGAGAACGAAUUUAGAGCAAUAUGGCAAGCAUACCCGCAUCGCUUCGUACACUACUGCAAUACAAAACUACCACUCCCUGCGGAAAAGAAAGAGUCUAACCUCAAAUGACGCAGUGGAAAGAAAACUCCUGUUGCAGGCCCACUUUCACUCUCAGGUUAAAGACAUAGGCGUUUUCAAAUCACACUAUUAUAUUUCGACGUAACGGACGUCAAGAUUGAUACCCUACGAAGCUUACUGAUGGAGCGACUACCCGUAUGGAUGACCUACUCACGCAACGAACGAGCAGCCCGCAAAAGAGAAUAUAGAGAUGGCAAGCCACCAAAGGAAGUUUCCGGUUCUGUUGAUCGACUGUGUCGCUUCAUUAUUGCUGCGAUCGGUGGGCUCUUUCUUGUUGGACCGAUGCUGAUCAUGGCCAUCCGACCAUCAACGGCGAAAAGCCUCAUAACGGUGUCGGCGUCAGUGUUUCUAUUCGCUGUUGUGUUGACCUUCGGAGUACGAGUGACAAAUAUUGAGGGACUCGUGUCUACGGCGACAUAUGUUGCUGUUCUUGUGGUGUUUGUCGGUUCGAGCACUGGUGGUGGCAGCGAGGUUGCGAGGCUCGCGAGUAAUGGCACAGUAGCGUAGAGAUUAGUACGUUGCGUGGAAUACCGUGGUGCACACAAUGUAUCCAUCUCAUGGGUCGAUCAGUAAACAGGCACUGUGUCGUGCGCCGUUGGACCGGUAGGACAAGCUUUCUGCAUGUGAGGUCACUCCUGUAAAGUCCUUCCUCUUUGUCAUAUAAGGCUACCCCACCAACCCUCAUACUCUCCCGACGACCGAACAUUAUGCUUCCACAGCCUUGGCGCGUCCGCCCCUCACAUGAUGCUAUGAAGUCAAUGGCAGGAUAACGAGGUGCGCGGCUCUUCGGCG
Messenger RNA from Alternaria alternata, 1085 nucleotides. RefSeq lists its product as hypothetical. NCBI's taxonomy places the organism in Eukaryota, Fungi, Ascomycota, Dothideomycetes, Pleosporales, Pleosporaceae. The transcript is spliced from 2 exons. The record is from RefSeq and is a predicted model, not a curated record. The coding region runs from base 414 to 800 and encodes 128 amino acids.